UCCACUGUUUCAUUUAGUCUUUCCUGUUAUCUGGCCAGUCAGACGGCUCGCAGUUCUCUCUGUAGAGGACGGUGGGAGGUUGGAAGGGUGAGCUUCCAGAAGGACAGGUCGGUCCAUUUUCCCUGUCUUCUUCCUGAGCCGUCUGUCCAUCACUGUGAUAGAGCUGCCUGCGUCUUGUGGAUUUACCUCUGUGUGAGUGACACCUGGAAAGGCGAGGGAAACCUGAGAGGAGAGGCAGGAGUCUACUCCCCCCUCCAUUCCUCCUGUGUGUGGAUGACUUGUGCUCUUCUGUAAGUACUAGAUUGCUCCUUAGCACCAUGAACAAGAUGAAGAACUUUAAGAGGCGUUUCUCUCUUUCUGUUCCUCGCACUGAGACCAUUGAGGAGAAUGAGUUUACUGAGCAGAUCAACCAGCUCAACAUACAGCACACUCAGGGCCUGACUCCAGACAGGCUGGGUCUUCCAUCGGAUGAUGCCAGCCCGGUAAGCCCUGAACCAACAACACCGGGAGCUCAGUCUCCGUCCCACCUCCACUACCACAGCAAGGCCCAGCACAGACGUUUCUCCAUGGAGGACGUCAGUAAGCACAUGUCUCUGCCCAUGGACAUCCGCCUGCCUCCAGAGUUUCUGAAGAAACUGCAGCUGGAGAGUGAAAACUCACCGCCCUGCAAACCUCUGAGUCGCAUGUCUCGACGCGCUUCACUGUCUGACAUAGGCUUUGGGAAACUGGAGACGUACGUGAAGCUUGGCAAACUGGGUGAGGGUACGUAUGCCACAGUAUUCAAAGGUCGAAGCAAACUAACGGAGAACCUGGUGGCGCUAAAGGAGAUUCGGCUGGAGCACGAAGAGGGAGCACCUUGCACUGCUAUCAGAGAGGUGUCCCUACUGAAGAACCUGAAACAUGCCAACAUCGUCACACUGCACGACAUCAUCCACACCGACCGCUGCCUCACUCUGGUGUUUGAGUAUCUUGACAGUGACCUUAAACAGUACUUGGACAACUGUGGGAAUCUCAUGAGCAUGCAUAACGUCAAGAUCUUCAUGUUUCAGCUGCUGCGUGGUCUGUCCUAUUGUCACAAGAGGAAAAUCCUCCACAGAGACCUGAAGCCACAGAACCUGCUGAUCAAUGAUAAGGGCGAGCUCAAACUGGCCGACUUUGGUCUGGCGAGGGCCAAGUCUGUCCCCACUAAGACCUAUUCCAAUGAGGUAGUAACUCUAUGGUAUCGGCCCCCUGACGUGCUGCUGGGCUCUACAGAAUACUCCACACCCAUCGAUAUGUGGGGCGUGGGCUGUAUCCUGUAUGAAAUGGCAACAGGUCGCCCCAUGUUUCCUGGUGCCACAGUGAAGGAGGAGCUACAUCUAGUUUUUAGGCUCAUGGGUACUCCAUCAGAAGAGACCUGGUCUGGUAUCAGCAGCAAUGAGGAGUUUCGGUCUUACCUUUUUCCUCAAUACAGACCUCAAGCGCUCAUCAACCAUGUGCCCAGGUUGGACACAGAGGGGAUCGACCUGCUGUCUGCUUUGCUGAUGUACGACACCAGAAGCAGAAUCUCCGCUGAAGCUGCUCUACGACAUCCCUACUUCCUGUGUCUAGGGGAUAACAUACACAAUUUGGCAGACACUGCUUCAGUGUUUUCCCUCAGAGAGGUGCAGCUCCAGAAGGAUCCAGGCCACCGCAGCUCAUUGUUUCAGCCUUUAAGUCGCGGAAAGAACCGAAGACAAAGCAUCUUCUAGAGGUCACAGAGGAGCAGCAGAGACACGCAGAGAACAGAAGCUGCCUUUUCAGACCACAGCACAAAGGCCAACACAGCUCAGCACAUUCACAAGCAUGCUCACACAUGAAGUGCACAUACCUGCAUGUACACACAAACUCAUGCCCAUGGCAGCU
Messenger RNA from Micropterus salmoides (largemouth bass), 1884 nucleotides. It is a transcript of the gene cdk18, whose product is annotated as cyclin dependent kinase 18. Lineage: Eukaryota; Metazoa; Chordata; Actinopteri; Centrarchiformes; Centrarchidae. Gene Ontology annotation, molecular function: protein kinase activity; ATP binding. The coding region runs from base 318 to 1730 and encodes 470 amino acids. The transcript has 16 exons. The record is from RefSeq and is a predicted model, not a curated record. Gene Ontology annotation, biological process: protein phosphorylation. Gene Ontology annotation, cellular component: cytoplasm; nucleus.